AUGUCUUCCUACGACCCCGACGCCUUCGUCGUCGACCUUUCCCCGGCCCCUCUCCCGCCCCUCCUCACAUUCGCCAAUCUCAACAUUCCACCGAAUGAAAUCCAUCGACGCGCCUACGCCCUCGCCCUCGCUCUCGAACGACUCCCCUCAUGGCCCGUCUCACCUCCAACGAGCAAAAUCAUGCCGCGCUGGCCGACGGGGAAGAUGACGCCGGAAGUAGCGGGACGGUUGUUGGGCUAUUUGUUGGUCGAGGCGCCGACGGAGGGCGGGGCGGAUGGGAUUGCAAGGGAGAUCAUGGGAGGUCGCGACGAGAGUGUUCUAGAGGAGGAUGCGGAUGCGGUAGAGCGCAUGGCAGUUGUGGCGCUCAAGUACGCGCUGGUGUUCUUCAAGCAUUUUAUGCAGCUCUCGUCCAAAUACCCUCCUCAAGACGCAGACGACUCGUCCUCCUCCUCCUCCUCCUCCGAUUCGGACUACACAAAGCUUCAAGCCGCGGCCCUCCACCGCGACGCCAACACCUGCACCCUAACCCGCUCCACCGACGCAGACUACUACGAGUCCCUCCCGCCCUCCGCACGCAAAUCGUCCAUAUCGAACGUCGCGCAGUGCCAGCUUUUACAUCUCGUCCCGCGCAGCCUUGUCAAAGAUGAAAGGGCCGUGCGGAUGCUGCGUGCGUGGGCGGGGAUCGACGUGGAUACGGAUAAGGAUGGGCUGAGAGGCUGUGCGGGCGAGAGGCUGGAGAAUGUGCUGACGACGAGCGCGAGCACGGCGCGGAAUUUCGAGCGGAUGCGGAUCUGGCUCACACACGUCCAGGGCGACACCUACCGCGUCGAAGCCACAUCCCGCCCCUUCCUGCGCGACGUCCCGCUCAACCCGCUCACCCUCUCCUCCUCCUCCUCUUCUUCUUCCCCCUCCUCUUCGUCCUCGCCGUCUCUACCGCUCCCGAAUCCUGUGUAUAUCGGCUUGCGCCGGGCGUGUACGCGCGUACUAAGACUUUCGGGCGCGGCGGCGUACAUCGACGACGUUCUGCGGCGGGAGGAGGAGUCUGGAGCGCCGGGGUACGAGGGGUGGAGAGGGAGAGGGGGAGGGGUCGUUGAUUCGGAGGAGGCGUUGGAUCAUCUUGACACGUUGCUGUUCAUGUAUGCUUGUGGCUGUGGGGAAGAUACGGAUGUAUAUUGA
Peniophora sp. CBMAI 1063 is the source of this 1176-nucleotide messenger RNA. The record is from the annotation of a GenBank genome assembly. NCBI's taxonomy places the organism in Eukaryota, Fungi, Basidiomycota, Agaricomycetes, Russulales, Peniophoraceae.